AUGUCGUUGCCCAACGGACCGCCGCCCCCACCAUUGCCAAACGAGGCUCCUCGCCAAGCCGCUCUCUCUCCACCCCGCCUCAGCCCAUCUGUUGCCUCUGGACCUCCACCCGUGCGACUGUCCAAUCACUACAUUCGCCGUCUCACUUCUUCACCGAAGAGCUGCUUCGUUUGCUCUCGUCCGUCGCCCAUCGUCCUUGUGUCAAACUCGGCUGCAGCGGAAGACUUCUUCUACGUCUGCGCAUCCCACUUGACAGAUAGACACUUCGCUACCUUGAUUCAGAAAGACAGCGCAGCUACAGGCGCAUCAGGGGGUGUAAGGUUGCCCGAAAAGGUCGCGCAAGAGGACAUUGACAAGGUCAAACGGGAGUGGGAGGAAAGACAAAAGGCGAAGAAGGAGAAGAAGGAGAAGGAGAAGGAGAAGGUGGACGGCAAAGAUGACAAGGACAGCAAGGACAAGAAGGAAGAUUCGCAAGGCUGGCUGUCGUACCUUGCCUCUUCGAUCUCCUCGGCUACUGCUGCGACAUCAGACAAGUCUGCUUCACCUAGUCGAUCAGGGAGUCCUGCACCAGCUCCUUCUGUGGCUGUCCCCAAGGGUCAUGAAGAGUACACUCUGCAUCGGUCCUUCUACGCAAUGAGGGUCGACUCUUACAACAAGAAGACUGCCCUGCGUCGAGCCAAGGAGCUCAACUUCCCGAGCGUACCCAAGCAGUAG
Messenger RNA from Microstroma glucosiphilum, 714 nucleotides. Its product is annotated as DUF1742-domain-containing protein. Lineage: Eukaryota; Fungi; Basidiomycota; Exobasidiomycetes; Microstromatales; Microstromataceae. The transcript has a single exon. The record is from RefSeq and is a predicted model, not a curated record. Gene Ontology annotation, cellular component: endosome. The coding region runs from base 1 to 714 and encodes 237 amino acids. Gene Ontology annotation, biological process: vacuolar transport.